This is a messenger RNA of Erpetoichthys calabaricus (reedfish), 4002 nucleotides long. It is a transcript of the gene ap3s2, whose product is annotated as adaptor related protein complex 3 subunit sigma 2. NCBI's taxonomy places the organism in Eukaryota, Metazoa, Chordata, Cladistia, Polypteriformes, Polypteridae. The transcript is spliced from 6 exons. Gene Ontology annotation, cellular component: membrane coat; AP-3 adaptor complex; intracellular membrane-bounded organelle. Bases 110 to 691 code for a protein of 193 amino acids. Gene Ontology annotation, biological process: Golgi to vacuole transport; intracellular protein transport. The record is from RefSeq and is a predicted model, not a curated record.
UGUAUUUCUAGUAACACAGACGGCACCUGGAAUUUAAACAUUAAGGAGUCGGAGGAAGUGUGUUUAUAGCAAAGACACAUUCUAAUACAGAGAAACAGAUAAUUUUGAAAUGAUUAAAGCGAUUUUGGUUUUCAAUAAUCAUGGCAAACCCAGACUUAUCAGAUUUUACCAGUAUUUUCCUGAAGAUAUGCAGCAGCAGAUCAUCAGAGAGACCUUUCACUUGGUCUCCAAAAGAGAUGACAAUGUUUGUAACUUCUUAGAAGGAGGCAGUUUGAUAGGUGGUUCAGAUUACAAACUUAUCUACAGGCAUUAUGCUACCCUGUAUUUCGUCUUCUGUGUGGAUUCUUCUGAGAGUGAACUGGGGAUUCUUGAUCUCAUACAGGUCUUUGUGGAAACCCUUGAUAAGUGCUUUGAAAAUGUUUGUGAGCUGGACCUAAUUUUUCAUAUGGAUAAGGUUCAUUAUAUUCUUCAGGAGGUUGUGAUGGGGGGAAUGGUUCUGGAAACAAAUAUGAAUGAAAUUGUGGGUCAAGUAGAAAAUCAAAGCCGCCUGGAAAAAUCUGAGGGAGGCUUAUCGGGAGCUCCAGCCAGGGCUGUGUCUGCUGUAAAGAAUAUGAACCUUCCGGAAAUUCCCAGAAACAUCAAUAUUGGCGACAUCAACAUCAAAGUUCCUAAUCUUUCUCCUUUUGUUUAAAAAGCACCCUGGACACAUAGCAAUAGUCCAUAUCAUUUCCCUCAGCAAAUAAUCAUUUACAUUGCCACUGAAAAAUUGGCCUUGUUAUAAGAAUGUAUGUAACUUUAAUUUACUACUGGUUGUUUAUUUCAUUUGUGUAAGUUUCUCUUUCGUCUUCCACAUGAAGAAGGAAAGAAAAGUUCAGAAAGUAAUAUAAGGUAUAUCAUGAAUUGGCUCAUCUUAUGCACUAUAUGGCCAAAAAUGUGUGGGCACCCAUCCAAAUUGUUGAAUUCAGGUGUUUCAGUAAGCCAUUGUUAACAGGUAUACAGUAAUCCCUCCUCCAUCGCGGGGAUUGCGUUCCAGAGCCACCCUCGAAAUAAGAAAAUCCGCGAAGUACAAACCAUAUGUUUAUAUGGUUAUUUUUAUAUUGUCAUGCUUGGGUCACAGAUUUGCACAGAAACACAGGAGGUUGUAGAGAGACAGGAACGUUAUUCAAACACUGCAAACAAACAUUUGUCUCUUUUUCAAAAGUUUAAACUGUGCUCCAUGACAAGACAGAGAUGACAGUUCCGUCUCACAAUUAAAAGAAUGCAAACAUAUCUUCCUCUUCAAAGGAGUGCGUGUCAGGAGCAGUGACUGUCACAGAGAUAGAGAGAAAAGCAAACAAAUCAAUAGGGCUGUUUGGCUUUUAAGUAUGUGAAGCACCGUGGCACAAAGCUGUUGAAGGCGGCAGCUCACACCCCCUCCGUCAGGAGCAGAGAAAGAGAGAGAUAGAGAGAGACAGAGUUUGUUUUUCAAUCAAAAAUCAAUACGUGCCCUUCGAGCUUUUAAGUAUGCGAAGCACCGUGCAGCAUGUCGCUUCAGGAAGCAGCUGCACAGAAGGUAGCAACGUGAAGAUAAUCUUUCAGCAUUUUUAGACAAGCGUCCGUAUCGUCUAGGUGUGCGAACAGCCCCCCUGCUCAAUCCUCCUACGUCAGGAUCAGAGAGAGUCAGCGCAAGAGAAAGAGAAAAGUAAGUUGGGUAGCUUCUCAGCCAUCCACCAAUAGCGUCCCUUGUAUGAAAUCAACUGGGCAAACCAACUGAGGAAGCAUGUACCAGAAAUUAAAAGACCCAUUGUCCGCAGAAAUCCGCGAACCAGCAAAAAAUCCGCGAUAUAUAUUUAAAUAUGCUUACAUAUAAAAUCCGUGAUGGAGUGAAGCCGCGAAAGGCGAAGCGCAAUAUAGCGAGGGAUUACUGUAAUGUAAUCAAGCACAUAGCCAUGCAAUCACCAUUGGUAAUCAUGGCCAAUAGCAUGGGUCAUACUAAAGAGCUCAGUGACUUUAAAUGUGGCACUGUUAUAGAAUGCCACCUUUGCCACAAGUCAGUACAUUAAAUUUCUGCUCUCCUAGAUAUGUGCCAGUCAACUGUAAGUGUUACUAUUGUGAAGUGGAAGCAUCUAAGCACAAUAGCAGCUCAGCCAUGAAGUUACAGACCAUGCAAACACAUAUAGCAGGACUGCCAAGCGCUGAAGCGCAUUGCGGGUAAACGUCACCAAUCUUCUGCUGCAUCAUUCACUACAAAGUUCCAAAAUGCCUAUAAUAAUAAUAAUAAUUAUUAUUAUUAUUAAAAUGCCUGUAGUCAUCUCGUCCAACAUUAGUACCUAACGUCACAAUUGCUCUUUUGGCUGAAUGGGCACAAACACCCACAGACACACUCCAAAAUCUUGUGGGAAACCUUCCUAGUACAGUGGAGACUAUUGUAGCCUCAACGUGGGAGGUCAAUCCUAUAUUAAUGCCCAUAAUUUUGGAAUGGGAUGCCCAACAAGCCCUUAUAGGUGUGAUGAUCAGGUGUCCUCAAGCCUUUGGCCAUGUAGUGUAUUUGUGUUGUUAAUGGCGUGACCAAUCCUGAGCCCACAGUAAUGAAGUGUCUUUUUAAUGUUAGAUUCUCAGUAGAAACUUGAAAAAUUGUUAUUAAAAAGGAAAAACAGAAUUAUAAUUAGGUGUCAAAGUGAAAACCGUGAUAAGUGCUAGUUUUAAUAAUUUAUGCAAAAUAUUUGUUUUAUUGAAAAUUGCAUCAACAAGUUAAUUUCUUUUCAGUUACAAUAAAGCCAUGACCUUAGUGAUGUGCCCCUUUUCACAGGUGAGGCUUCAAAAUAUUUCUGACCCAUUUUAUAAGUAUUGUGUUUUGCUACUGCAUUCAGUCAUUGAAGAACUCUUCUUAUUCCCUUUAUAUUAAUUCAGUCAUUUAAUCUUCCAUGUGAAGAUAGAUUUAGUAUGAAAAUAUCUCAAGGUUAAAAUUGCAGUCAUUUCCAUCAACUAUUUAUUUAUGCUGACUUAAACAUUUAUUUUGCCAUGGCUGCUGUAAUUAGCCAUUUAUAAUGUGAAACAUUGUCUUCUAGGUAUGUAAAUGAUAAUGAUGGCUUUUUAUUUAUCAUAUUUCCAGAAAGUUUCAAAUAUAUCCCAUUCUUUUUUUCUUUUUUUUUUAUUCAAUAUUACUACAAUACCAAUAUUUUUGUCUGCGGUGAAUUUAAAAUUAUAAAUACAAAUACCUUGUAGGUUUUGUAAAAGUCAGCACUUAAAAAGUGCUUUGCACUACUGAUAUUUUUGCCAACAGUAGACGUUUAGAUUGAUUUUGUCAGCCGUGUCAGUCUAUCAAUCUGUCACUCUUUAGUUAAUCUUAGUAUUUUCACAGAGAGAACCAUCACAAGGAGCCAUAUAAAGUAAAGAUGUGUGGUAUGAAGUGACACACGUUAAAGAUUUACAGUGGAUUAUUUAAAUACAACACAGAUGAUAAGGAGAUACAAGAGAUUUAGUAAUAAUAAAAACUUGUCUGAAAGCUUCAUCUUGAAUGAAAAUACCAGACUUCAUGCAUAGAUAGUCAAAAUGCAAUAUAGCCUACUCUUAUAAGAAAAUACACGACAUAGUAUACUGUAAUAUGUGACUUCAUCAUAGCCAUAAUGUAUUUUCUAUUUUGUGUUGGAGAUUUCAUUGUAUCUAAAAUGUUUUGUUAUAAAAAAAACACUAAUAAUCACAUUUUUUAAUUUACUAUGACAUUAUUUUAGCAUUUUUGAAGCAAUUAAACAAUACUUGAAUUUAUUUUUUAUUUUUAUGUUACCUUAAAAGUACCAUGUUUUUUAUCCUUUCUUUGUUUUAAUAUUUUUCUAUUAUGUUUUUAUCUAAACGUUUUUUGUAUUGACCAAAUAUUCUAAAUGUGCACUACAUUCAGUAGCAUUUGUAUGAUGCCAUUGUCUUUUUUUUUUUUGAACUACUGAAUAACAUGUAAGUACAGAGUCUGUUUGCUCUCAUUUAUUUGAUUUUUGAAGGUUUUCAUUAAAGACAGAUAAAAUUAGAUUA